AUGAGGGCGCCUGGUGGACUGGAGAAGAAUGACAAAGGGGGAGAAAAUCCUCUUAUUUAUCAAGAGGCGACACCUCCUGCACCUCCUCGAUCCUCUCUCCUUGAGGUGAGUCAUCUGUCAAAGUAAUGCCGGUUAAAUCUUCUUCUUGCAGGAAAGGGUGGGGGGACAAAAAUAAAAAAUAAAAAAAGUGAAAGAGGAGAUAAAGGAGACUGACUCUUCCACAUGCAUCUGUUUAUUUCUCUGUUUUCUUCUAUAUUACAAAGCAGAGGUUUUAAACAGGUGGUUGUUUUCAGAUGAAUUUAAGCACAAAAACAUCAAAAUAACAAUUUCAUUAACAAUGAAAAACAUUGUAUAAUUUCAGAGGAGAGAAACAUGUUGGAUGGUGAAUCUUGUGGCAUAUUUUUAUUCCAGGCUUAUCUGGUUGUCAGUCCCACUUUCCCCCAGCUGCAGCAGCCUAACUACCUCCAAACUGUUACUACUGUUAGCCACUGUUAUCAGAAUUAAUGGUCUCAAUGCCCAGAAAUUUCAGUAAAACAAAAAAACAAACAAACGAACAAAUAAAAAAAAAUUGACCACCCUAUCGGCAGAUUUUUACUCAUUCAUAAUCAUUUAAGUCUUAUUUUAUGCUUGAAUUAUCUUAAAAUAUCACUCACUUAGUUUUGGGGAUAUUGCAGUGUGCUUAUAUUUUCUACACAUUUUCACAGCCUGCAGUAACGUGCAGAAACGUGAAGAAACAUGCAGAACAUGCAGAAUGUGUGGAAUGUUGCUCUGGGAUUUUAAAAAGUCCACUUUUUAAGAAAUUAAUGAAAUAAUACACCAUUACAUUAUGUGACACAGCAAGAAAAUGGGAGAUACUGGAGUAAUCUAGAGCAUGAAAUUAAAAUAUAAGGACUUUCAAUGCACAGGUCAACCUGUUCCAGAAUUCUUCCAUGAAGCAUUUCUGCAAUAAAUCACAAAAAUUAACGGCCUGCAAAUUUUUUUAUUCCGCAAAAGCCCAACAAAUAAAAACUCAAUUACACUGGAAACAUAUUAAUCUUAAAGAAGAUGGUAAAAACAGAAAGCAGAGAUAAAGUGGAACAUAUCAGGAGGUAAAAACUGUUUUUACAUCCAGUUAUUUCAAACACUUUCAUGAUUUAACAGCUCAACAUGUCCGAAUGGCUUUACCUCACAGUCUGAAUAAAUGAUGCUCUGCAGAGAGUGUUUCAGUAUGAGUGAGGGAUGUUUGCAGGAUGUAGAGUGUGUUACUGACUGCAGCAGAGACAACACACACACACACACACACACACACACACACACACACACACACGCGCACGCGCAUACAGGGUGGUUUAUAUUCACACUGAAUCAGAGUUUUUACAUGCAUGAAGCAGCUCAUCCCUCCUUCCCCUUCUUUCCCCCUGCAGAGACAUCAUUUAGAGAGUGCGAGAUAGAUGGAGGCAGGUAAACAUCCACAAUGGCUGCCUGGCUCAUCAUGUAUGCAUGGAUGCUCGUCUACCUCCACCAUUCACUGCGCUGUGACUGCGUCUCUCAGCUCAGUGAUUUAUCCUGCUUACAGAUAUCAGCUUCAAUCUCCGUGCUCCAUGUCUGACCUUGGGGAACUCAAACUGUGAUCAGAAGCUCGUUUUCCUAAAUGUUGGGUCAUUUCCAAGAGUGCAUGUGAGAAAGAGGCUUCAUAAAACUUUUAAAGAGUCUUGACAUCAGCAGAAUAUAUCGGCCAUCAGUGGACUUGCUCUUGCAUUAUCUGUAUUAGCUGCUGAGAAACUGAUAUCAGUCGACCAUCACUGAUUGGUCCAAACCAGCCUGAAGCUUUGCAGGACAGAUCCUCCUGAUGACAGACUUGUUAACUUUGCUUUGCACGGUUGAUUUUGCGUUGUCUUCCUUUUUUAGAGUUAUGGACAUGCACUGAAUUAUAAGAUCUGUAGGAUACUUGAGCUAGGAGGUUUACAUUCAUACUAACAGGCUUUCUCAAACAUUGACUUCUGGAAACUUCAAAACAAACCGGAAACUACCAUUAUGUACUAACUACUUUGUCAAAACCUAAUAAACCUCUGUAAAAAAACAGAGGUUCUCUGCCAUCCUCUGGUCAGGCCAGAGGACCGCAUCCACACAGACUGCAAUGUUCUUCUCAGCUGUUCAUCUGCAUAGAUGUAAAAGUCACUUGAAGUUUUUUUUUUAAACUCUGACAAAUAAAGUCCAGUCAAAGUUUAUUUAUAUCUCACCUUUAAAAAAGCAUCUGUAGUUCAACAAAAGUGCUGCACAAGCAUGAAAACACACACAUGGGUUAAAAGACACCAAAAACAUAAUAAAACCAUGGUAAAUCAAAGCUCAUUCAGAGUGUCCGGAACUGUUGUCUCCACUGGUAUUAAAAGCAAAUGCAAAGACGUUUUCAAACACUGAUUUAAAACCGUGGAAGGUCGGAGCAGCUCUUAGGACUGGAGCCAGGCACAGUGGUACCAGCUCAUGAAGACUUUACUAAAAUCUCAAACUAGAUCCUGAGUCCAGAGGAGGGGAGCCAGUACUGGAGCAAUCUGAUCUCAUCAAGUUUGCACAGGUGGGACAUGAGUGAGACGACAGCAGGAUGCAAAAGGAUGAAAUGUUUGUUUUAAGGUUUACAGAAUAGAGUCCAAGUGAAACUGGUGCAGUCAAACUAAAAGUUCAGCAGUUUGGAGCUGAUACAUGAGCUUCAAGUUGUCAGAAUUGUUUGCACAGUUCCAUUUUUCUGUGAAGAAUCAAUCAGUCACUAAAAGUCUGUCUCUGCUCCUGUUAAAGUAACAGCAAGCUUCUGCAAAAUACUGUUUGACUGCCUCUUUAAUUACACUCAGUCUGCUGCCACGGAAAACAAUCAUUUACCAGGAUUAGGUCUUAUUGCCAUUCACAGUCAUAAUGGUGUUAAGAAAGUUACAGACGGUAUCGCUGCAGGUUCGAAGUUCUUUCUAAUGCAUUUUUAUGUAUAUAAAUUAACUAAACCAAAGCUUCUACUCAUUUAUUCUAAAGAAAGCUUUUUAAAUUAAUAAUUCAGUACAUUUAUACUGUUUUUCUUCAGUAACUCUAAUCUCAGAGUUAUUGUUUUGUUUUGCAUUCAAAUAAGCACUAUGUAACCAGAAACUGACCAUUUACAGCAACUUUUAAUUAGUCAUUUUGAAAGGAGUUUUAAAGUUUAUAAGUUUGAUAUAUGGAGCAUUAGGACGCAUCUGAUAUCCAAAUGUAAAGAAAGCACACUUUUUAAAAUGAUCCACCCAGAGUUCAGACCAAUGUUUUCAAGAUUCGGACAGUUCAUGCUUUCUUUUCAUUUUUCUUUAUGUUUUACAUGAUUAAACUUGACUUUCCAGCUUUAAUUUGUGCAAAAACUGACAGCAUCACUUUCAUCAUGUGGCAAAUGUAAUAUCUUUGUGAUAUAGGAAUGGGUGCAUUACUUUUGCCAUAUGUGAGUGUUUUAUUACAUUGAAACGAGGGUUUUUGUAACCAUAACUUCUCUAAAUCAUGAGCAAAGGAGAGAGGAGGGUCAGGCAGAGUUCAGGUUGAAGUCAGGGAAAUGGGGCAAGGUGACAAGCACCAAACUAACUCCAAAAACACCCCCGGGAGAGAACACUUAAUCCAGAUCACAGAAACACAUCGCAGUUCACUAUCAGCUUAUUUGAAGUCCUGCAAACAGGCUGAACAUCCGGGAAACACAACCUGAUCUGCACAAGACGUGGAAUGUCUCAUGCCUUUUCUUCCGCCCUGCAGACCCGGUAAUGAUGGAGGAGUAAAAAGCGACAUGAUUGGUGGAUGCAGCGAGUGGAGGAGAAAUGUAAACCCUUCGUUUUAUUGCAGCGGGGGGGCUGAAGGCUGAUCGCUCCCCGGUUGUUGUGUUUAUUUCUCCUUCAAUGACAGCAGGAGCAGCCGGGCGGUGCGGAGGGACGCUCCCCCCGGAUCGAAGAGGACCCUCCUGCAAGUCUGCGGUAAGAACAACAACAAUCCCCCCACCUUAAAGCAGCAGGCUGAGCGCGGAGCCUCGCAUCGGCGCGAUCAGCAAGCAGGAGAAAGGGAAAAACCCGCACACAAUACACAAUGGUGUUGCCUGGGGCUGCCGCGAUCGCUCUCAGACAAACCCGGGACAGACUUGCUCGGGGUUGCUUGCUUGACAGCUGCAGGGCCAAUGGAAACAUGCACGAGGCCAGCUGCGCCAGGCUGCAGCCAAUAGAAGGAUGUGAAGGAGUAAGGCACUGCUGGCAAUGUUAGGCUGGCUUUAGCGGACCCUCCGCCGCUGCUGCCGCCGCUAAACUUAAGCAGAAUAAAGAACUGAGUGUGUGUUUGGCUGCUGCAGUGGCCAUUUUAGGUAAGAAGAGCUUUAACUUUUGGAUGCGGCUCGUCUUUGUGUGCAGGGAGGAGGUGUGUGUGCGUGCGUGUGUGUGUGUGUUCGUGAUGGGCCUUUUGUGAACAAGUCAGUCAUUUGAACGGCUCUUCUCAGUGAAUAGGAGUAGAUGUGUCAUCACUCCCUCAUUUAUUAUGUGAUAGAUUCCUGAUUAGGUCCUCAAAAGUGAAUCAUUAUAAAUCCAGAAAGCAGAGAAAGCCUAUACCCUCCAUGUAAAGAGAUGGGGCAUGGGCCAAACUAAAAAAAUCAUACACGUGCCUGAUUUUUUUCCCCAACAAAUGAUUUUGAUCUUUACAGCUAUUUCUUAUCAUGCUGAUUUAUGUACAAAAUGACACAGUACUCACAGGGGUUUUAAAGGGUUCAAAUAAUCUAGGACAUUGGAAAGUUAGCAUUGAUUCUGUACAUCUACUAUUUAUAAUUUUAUUUGUGAUUUCUGAGGAGUAGGCCCUUUUAGUGCCCUCUGAUUAUACGCAAAAAAGCAACAAAAACCAACACACAAAUUUUAUUUGUCGCAAAACCUUUUGUACUUUUGUAAGAUUACAUAUAGAUGUGUUAAUUGUUUGCCGCAGGAAAUAAUUAGUCUUUGUCUCGAAUUCAAAACGAUGUCCAUAUCAUGAUUCUCAAAACAUGCCAUAUACCUAUAAAUCCAUCCAACAAUCAUGUAGCUACUUGAUAAUAAAAUGGCUAAUAAAUGUAGUCGAGCAAAAUAACAGAACAGCAUUAUAUUGUUUUGCUUUAUGUAAUACAAUUAUCGUAUCCCAAGUAUCAGUAGUUUAAAUAGAAAUGAAAUCAGUUUAAAUAAUAAACAUAUUUCCCUUUUAAUUGAAUCGCUGUGCCACAGGUUAAUAACUCAUGGCAACCAUUGGGACAACAAUCCUGCACUUUACCCUUUUGAUUCAUUUUUAAGUCCUGAUAUAUCAUUUUACACCAGUUUGUUACUUAAUUAUAGCAGAAUCAACAAACUUUGUGUUUAUCAUUAUUGAACGGAAUGCGUCAGGUAUCAUAUCAUGACUAACUCUUUCACUAACCCUGCUAGAAAUAUUUGUCAAAAUGACCAUAAAAUAAAUGUAACAGGUCAAUUAUACCAAUACAGACCAUAAAUAAACUCUCUCCUGUGGCAGUAAGUGGAAGCAAUAGGUAAAAAUUAAAUAUAAUAUUCAUAAGUAUAUUUAAAUGAGUGAAAAAAACUGAAUUCAUUUGCACUUGUUCGCACACAUAGACUGUAUAUACUAUGGACAACUUGGUUCCGCCUACCGCCUGUAUACAGAUUUGAAGCCAAAUAGCUUUCGGUAUUUCCGGGAUUUUUCUUCAUUUCCCGAAACCAGCGCUGUGCAGUAGCGAUGCGCACAUUUGGGUGCGCAGUGACUGAGAGUCGCUGUGAUGAUGCUCGGCUCAAACAGCGUAUCCCCUGGGACACCUACACAAUCCCUGAACGCCCAUAGGCUGUAUCAAGUGUCAAUCAUAGAAAACAUGAACCCCCUAAUAACUUUUAAAAAUAGAGCUUCACAGAAAAAGAGGACUUGAGCACAAACCAGUCUUACUGUAACUACAUGUCAACAUCGCAAGCAGGGGGCAGAAAAAAUUAUGUUCUGUGUAAUAAAUUUCUAAAGUUUGUCCACAGCUCCAUAAGCUUUGCUGGCGGAGGCGGGAUUUAUAACCUAAACUGCAGCCCAUCGGCAGAGGGUGCUGUUCUCGGAGUGGCUUCACCGAGCAAGGAGGCAGACGGCGUCCAUUCUUUAUACAGUCUAUGUUCGCACACAACAGUCAAGUGGUGUGCCAUACAGAUUUUUUUAUUGAAAAUUCAAUUAUGAGAGAGCAAAGAAGAGACAUUUUUCAUAGUAAGAACUUGACAAAUACUUAAGCAGCACAGUUGCUUUUGUCCUCAAAGGCCACUGUUGCUUCACUGAGGGGAAAGGACGUUUUUCAAUCUUGCCUCUGAUCACUAUAGAUGAAUGAAUAUUCCCAUUUUGCAUGAUUUUCCUUCAACAGUUGCAAAGCUGUUAUUAUGUGUAAUAAAAUAUGUAUUGAAUUUCAAAGUACAACCACUAAAAUGAGUAUGACUCUCAGGCUAUGAGGAGUUAGUAUUUUGAGUCGGAUCGUUCACGAACAGCCCAUCCCUCCCUCCUCUUCCUCACCUCCCCAUCCCUCUCUCCUCUCUCUCCCCUCCCUCCCCUGCCUGCUAAUUUUUUAUGCAUUUUUCUAAACUGUCAUGGCGAUUUUGUGUCCUUGGAAAUAAAAAGCGCCAGUGUUUUUCGGGCUGACCAGGGGGAUGUGUCGCCGGUGAGAACGUGUGUCCGGUGUCCGGAACAGGUGAGCUGUCCGCCGGGGAGGGUUUUUCUGAGGAGCGGUGUCCCCUGGAAGGAGUUUUAGCGGCUGUCCACACGUGUAAGGAGAGAGGGCUGUGAUAAUGUAUUUACAACAGCGAUGCAGUGACAUUACACAGCUAGCGGAGCAUGCUAGCUCGGUAGCAUCGGGUGCUAACAUGAAAAAGGACACAGUGUCUCUUUUCUCUACCGGUGUGAGUGUUUGUCCUCUUCAUCCUUCUCUUCCUCGCCGGUAACUUCUCUGUAUUCCUCCUAGCUAGCUCUCACAACUUGUGGCAAUCCUUGCAACAUUCAAGCUAGCAGAGUGUUAGCCUCUGCGUCUGCUAGCAGUGAAAACCCCACAGAGGUGUAGGCUCGGUGGUUAGCCUGUUAGCCUGUGUAACUGUAGGCGCUACAGCAGCCAGGUGUGUGUCCGUGUGCGUGCGUGUGUGUGUGUGAGCGUGGACAUACAGGACACGUAAUGAGUCAUGACCCGGCCAGGUGUAUCACCUCUGGGCAGCAGACAAAGGCUGAGCCUCGAGCUGAACAUGAAGGGUCCCUGAGGGCUGAAUAAAAGAAUAAAUGAACCUUAUGACAAUAAAAACAUAAAAGAUCAUAAAGUUAAAUGGAGACCCCCUGAUUUAACAGAUACCUCAUUAUGCCCUGAUUCAUAUGAAUAAACUGGUAUUCACAUAAAUAAAAGCAGCAGGUUAUCCACAUUCUAAAGAGUAAUAGUUAAUACAUAACAAGUACUAUGACAAUGGUGAAGACUGAUAUUUCCAAGUCUAAUAAAGGUAAAAUCUGUGUAAAUUCACAUAAAAAUAGCACAGAAAGGCUAUGAAACACGUCUUCACACAAUUUUUCAUUAGUCUUCAUUGAACAAACUGCCACAAAAGGAAUAAAAAAAUAUUUCUGUAAUAAUUUAUAUGAAUUAGGACUGUUAGUGUACAUGUAUUUGAACUUUUUGCAAAAAAAUGCUGUCGGUAUGACACAUUCAGUGAAUCUGAACCUUGUCUUUAAGGUUUUGUGGUGUCACAAUCACAGCUUUUAAGUGCGUUGUUUUGUAACAUCUGGGUCCCUGGUGAAAAUUGUAUUUUUAAUAUAACAGCACAAUCUACCUAGUUUCCUCACAACAUGUAGAAAGAAGUUCUGUCAAGUUGAAAUAAUUAAACUUCAAUAAAAACUAGUGAAAAACUGUCUAAAUAUCACCAUAUUGACUAUGUUCGUUUAGUGGAUACUCUGUGAACUGUCCCAAAAACCGUCCACUCUGUCUCUGUAAUGACCACCUGACAAACAUCCAUUCUCCUAGAUACCUGGAGGACCAGUCCUGCCCCAUCUAGUCUGUGAUUGGUUCCUGGAGCAGCAUCGUGAGCGCCUUGUCUCACAGUGUAGUCCACACUGAAUAAGUCCUUUCAGUCGACCUGAUGAGGCACAGAGGUGGAGUUGAGAUGGGAGUUUGGCCUCCUUUCUAACAGCUGCUGCAUGCCUACCUGCAGAUCAAAACUUAAAUAAUGCAAAACUAGCUACAGUGAUAUCUUCAUAAUUAUAGUGCAUUCAAAAACUCCACCCCUCUCUAACAGUAUAUGGUAAAAGAAAUUAGUUAUCCAGACCAAAUUGGAUGUUUUAAAACUUGGUUGUUUGUUAUUGUUGUAAAGAUGGACCUCUCAUGAAUAGAGCUACACGUUGUCUCCUGCAGACAGCCGUCAGCAGAUAUUUAAAGACCUGCAGUUUCUAUCACUUUGGCUUCACUUAUAAAAACUGGUUGUUGCUGCUCGUUCAUAACACACAUAGAUACACAGAACCGUGUGGUUUCUCAACCUGUUGUACAUCCACUUACCUAGAAGCAGUGUUGCAGAAAUUUUAGGUUAUUAAUGAAGUUCAAACUCAUAGUAAAGCGACAGAUCACACAGUGGGCGCAAAGCUUGAAACCAGAAUUGGCCCAUACCAAUUAAAAAAAUGUUGAACUUUUGAGCAUUUGUGCUUGGAAAUAGCUGAAAACACAAACUUUUGAAAACAGGUCCCAGAGUUGGAGCCCCUCUGUCACCGUGCAGCAGUCUUCUUAAAGUGUUGAUCGUAGCUUUAUUCACACACGGACAUCAUGUUUUGUUGUGUUUGCCAGUGUUCUUUUGUUUGUGUCUUUGUCAUCUCUGCUCUGCUGAUACAUUGGUGUUCUUCAGCGUGUUUUUAUUCAAAUUAUAAACGUAUACAGCUCAUACAUUACUAGCUCAGGUGUGAUCAGUAUUUUUUUGGAGAUCCACAAUUUUCAAACUGGUGCUGAGUUUAAUUCCUGCAUGUUUAUUUAAUAUUUUUAACACACUGUCCAAACCUUUUUUUACUUGAGACUUUCUCAUUUGAUACAACACACUAAUAACUUUAGGUUUAUUGUAAAUUUUAGGCAGCAUAAAAUAAGAUGUCAUCAAUCAAAUGCAUGGUGUGUUAAAAAGUGCAAAUGCAAGUCCUUUGACCUGCCAUAGUGCCAUCACGCCAGGUCAGAGGUCAGAGUGUAAAUGUCAGAAUCAGCUGUAGCUGGAGUUAAUCAAUAGGGCAGGGAGGAAAAAAAGGAUUUUUGUCUCUUAAAACAGCAAAACAACAACAACAAAGAGUGGGCAAUUUUUGGGAGCUGUGUGAGAGAGUGAGUCUGAUUCAUUUGUUCCAGGUCUGUCUCUGCAGCCCUUGAGCAGGACUCCUACUCUGAUAGGCUGAGUUUGAACAGCAUUAAACUCCACGAUCAUCAUGAGAUAGUUAGUUUGAAUUCAUGCCUUUAAAGGUGUAAAUCAGGUGAGGGAGUAACAUUAUGAAUUUGCUGUUGUUGGGACUGUGAAAUCGAACUUUUUGAGCAUUUUGCUUUAACAGAACAGAAUCAAAUGACGGCCAAGUUUGAAAUAACAUAAGGUUAAAAAAACUCCAGCAGUGAUAGGAAUGACACUUGAUAAGCAUUUAUUGAUACCAAUGUGAUUAUCUAAUCUGCAUAUUGAUAUAGUUCUUUAUUGAUUCCCUUCAUGUCUGGGAUUUUUGUGUGUAAAAAUGUCAAUCUGAAGGGGUUUUCUGUGAGAAAGACACAAAUUUGAUCACAACUUUUAUUACCUUCACUGCUGCACUGACACAGGGAACCCUGGCUCCUCAUUGGACCGUUAGAAAUCAGCUGAAGACAGAUACUGCCUGUCAUUGGUCAACACAUGGAAACAAAGAUGGCAGCUUUUAAUAAACAGAAUAUUUCAUUGGAAUUUGUGCAAAAAACAUCUAAUUCAACCUUUGUAUUUUGAGGGAAUUGAUCCUUUGUAAAUACUCUGAUCUUAGUGGGAUAGAAAAUCAUCGGGGUGUCUGAGACAAACACACAAAGUCUGCUGCUUCUGCCUCACAAACCAAGUGGAUUUUAAAGUCCAUCAGUGGGUUGUACAUCUCUUUUUUUAGAGCUGAUAUGGCAAAUAACAGAAUUACCCAGAGACAGAGAUCCCCUUCAUGCUGUUUUAGCGGUUUGGACCAAUCCUGCUAUCCUCCAUGAUUACCUCCUUGGUUGUGGAUCGCACAGACUGUCUCUUGCUGUACACCAUCUCGUUUUUUAAGGUGCAAAGGGAAUUUGAAGGCAUUGAAAGCCAAUAAUGGUUAGGCUUUGACUAGUUGGAACUGGUUCCCAUGGAAACGGGUUCUUGAUUCCCAUCCCUGAACAAUUUGUGCACUUUUUAUUGUUUUUAUCAGGAUUUCCUCAAUAGUUACAAAAACACUUAAAUUCAGUGAAGAAGACACACAGAAACAUCUUUGUUUUUUAGCUAAAUCAAGCUAAAACAAAGGAGUAUGACUGAUAUACUAUUAAAAAAAUCAAGAGAAGUUUGUUUUAGCUUUGCUGAGAUAAUCGUACCAAGACGACAUGGGCUAAAGCUUAUUUAAGGACAUGUGAAUGAACUCCUCUGUCACUAACUGUUGGCAGCAUCACAAGCCUAGAAAGUUGUUCUACAAGAUACUCUAUAAAUUUAGAGAUGGCCUGGUUGUCCAGUUGGUACGAUGUGAUUUAUAAGCAUGGGCCUGAAUCCCAUCGCAGACCCCCAUGCUAUUACCUCCAUGUUUUACAUGUCCUCUAACUUUCCCGGUUAAAAGAGCCAAAAAAAUACCAAACUAAUACUGAGAUGACCUGAAGUCAAGAAAAGAUAUCUUUCCUACAUCUUAAAAAGUGGGAUUGUCUUCUUCUUGGCUUUUGUUACAAUUUUUUGCUCACAACAGUAGAUGAGUAAGGGGAUUUCCUCCUUGAGGUUGGCACCAGUUGUCACUCACAACCUCAGCAGCUGGAGGAUAAAUGACGGAGAGACACAGGGAUCAGCAGAUAUUCACUGAUACAAACAGGAAUGAACAGAAACUGGACUAUGGUGCAUCAUACAGAGUGUGAUGUCUGAAGAUGAGAGGGUCUUAAAAGUCUCACUGAGGUCCUCAGAGCAGCCCCCAGAGACUGCGUGGCGAGUGUGCCAGCUUGUUCAGAUCUUGAAGAUUUAACUGUUGCAGCAUUUGAUCAGCAGGCGGCACGGUGUUCCAGCAGUUAAACACCUCAGAGGAGAAAGCGGCCGGCUCUGCUGUUCCUGUGUCAUGUUUUUGUGUACGCCUCAGCCGUCUUAAGACCAAUGAAUGUCUGGACGUGUGUGUUUGUGUGUCUUCUGCUCCUCUCUCAUUCUGGGUUUUAUUGUCCCUGUCAUGCAGCAGCUCUGCUGCUGCACUUUGACUCUAUCAACAAGUUUCCUUGGGCAGGUGGGAUGACCUUUGCCCUCUAGAAGCAGGAAAAACAGUGCCUGUCUUUGAGUAAGAAUACAAAUAAUCUGGGGUAUUUAUCAAACUCAAAAAAUUUGUAUAUAUAAAUAUUGCAUUAGCAGUCAGCGCCUGCUCUCUCGAUGGUAUACCUGUUGAAUGGAGGCCUGUGCACAGAGAUCCCCUUCAUGCUGUUUUAAUGCAGUUAGAUGACACUGAGCUGUCAGCUGCCCUCAGAUUAAUUGGAGCUAAUUUAGUGUUUAAAAAAACAACUUUGGAUUGGACACCACAGGUGUUAUUUCAGACAUUAAAAACAGACAGACAGAAACUAUGAGUCAGAGCAAACAUAAAACCUUUAAUAUUUGUUUAUUUAUUCUACUUUAAAUCACAGUCAUCACAAUGUUGAGCCUGCAGGCCGGAUUGACAUCAUACAGGCGAGAAAGACAGGAGAAAAAAUAAUGCAAAAUUGAACAAAAUGUAAUUAUUAUGAAUAAAUUAAAGUUGGAUAUUAUGAAAUAUCAGAGUGAUUGCAAACAUUUAAAUCAGUGUUUUGGAAAGAAUAAUUCAGGAAAUGACAUUUUACUAGAAACACUGACUUAAUGAACUGUUAAAUAUCACCAUACUUGGUGCUAAACUGAAAUAACUCUUGAUACCUAAUCCUAGUACAGUGUUUCCCCUUCAUUCAUUACAUACGCUGCUACUGAAUUUUCACAUGAUCAUUAAUAUCAAUGUGCCACCAAUGAUUUCUACUCCCACUGUGUGAGCACAACAACACACAUUAUUUUCGACUUGUUUUGAGUCAUUAACGAGUGCAUCAAAUCCUGUCGGACCUUCUUCCAUCAUGUGAAAGGUAACAUUCAAGCUUAUACAUUGUCGUCUAUAUAGUGAGUAGCAUUAGUAGCAUUAAUAUCAAUUAGGGCUGCAACUAACGAUUAUUUUGAUAAUCGAUUAAUCUGUCGACUAUUUUAAUAACUAAUCGAUUAAUCGGAUAAACAGGCUAAAUUCAUCAAUGCAGCUGUUAAUAGCAAUAGCAUAGGGCUUUAGUUUAUCAUAUGAGUUUAUCUGCCAUGAGGUGUUGAGGUCUCUGCAUGUGUAGGUUACUGUCAAACCGCAAGAUAUCAAAAUCUACCCGGAUACAGCAAUGCUGCUUUUUGAUUGGCUGUUCAGUAGAUAUACUUUAUUUGAUUGGCUUGCGCGUGGCACGCAGCUUCUGAACUCUCGGAGAAACUCAGUUGAUUUCCACCUGUUCCAUAGUUAAAGAAGUGCAACUUGGUGGACAUCACCAUGUUCAUUUAAAUGCGUGAGAAAUACAAUGUGUGGUGUGUGAGCGUGUGAACGAGUGGGAAUGCGUGUGUCAUACGCUGAAUGCGUGAGACUUGAGAGCCCUGUGCUCACGCAUCAUCGAUGUACUCCCGUGCCAUGCAAAACGGGCUUGGCAAAUGUUGCACUGAACGCCUUCCUUUUCAGUCUUAGUAAAGUUUUCCCACACCACUGAUGUUUUAGGUCGGGAUUUGGGUUGGGUUGUGUCCAUGUUUUUCUCAGCCGCUGCCUCGGCCAUGGCUGUUUCUUUUCUGUGCGUUCUGCUGAUGUUUACACGCCGGUGUCCAUGGACAUAUAUAAAGACCCGACGAAUCGAUUACAGAAUUAGUUGGCAACGGAUUUUUUCACGACGAAUUGACUUAAUCGAUUCGUUGUUGCAGCCUUAAUAUCAAUGUGCCACUAAUGAUUUCUACUUGCACUGUCUGAGCACAAUAACACACGUUUUUUUCGACAUCAACGAGCGCAUCAAAGCCUGGCGAAGCCGCUUCCAUUCAUGUGAAGGGUAACAUUCAAUGGUCUUGAUAGAAAGUAGCAUGGGUAACAUAACAGCCCAGCUCACCGAGUGGCAAGUAUGUGGUGGGGGUAAUAGCAAUGGUUAUUCCAUUAGAGGAAGAGUCAGCUCAGAUAGGGGACAGAAUGUCUAGGGCUGAAACGAUUCCUCGAGUACCUUGAUUAUAAAAAAUGUUCGAGGAAUUUACUCUGUCUCGAGUACUCAUUUGGAAGCUCAAAUGGUCACUGUUUGGCAUGGAUUAUUUUUAAGGUGACACAAUGCCCUAACGUCACCACAGUAGAAAGAGGAGUAAGCGCGGUCUUGGUUUUGCGGAGCGGAAAAAAUGAAUGAGGAGAGGGGCUUUUUCUUCAGCAGAGCUCCAGUAGCUCAGUAGCACUUCACCUCUGAGCCGUGGGCAGAGACAGAGCUGCUCUGCACACUCCUCUUCAUGCUAGCUUGCAGCCUAGCAUUGCUGGUAUAGUAGCAAAAGCAGGUAAUAUAGGAGCUAUUCAGCUUUCGGACACUAAUGUCUUUGGGGUCAUGAUGUAAGAUAAUAUAAUUAGCUUUCUUAUGAGCACUGCAAUCCACUAACGCACAUGCUUGUUCCGUGAUUGUCCUCUCAACUUCUUCAAGUCUGGCCUUCACAGUGGGGAUCCAGGGGUGGAACUUGCUUUUGUGACGUUGGAAAUCACACUGUAUCUGAGUCUGCCGUUUGGGUCUGAUUAAUUGAUGGAAUAUUCGGUAGAAUACCCGAUUGCUAAAAUAUUCGAUAGCUGCAGCCCUGAGAAGGUCUACCUUAUGGAGGUCGUUUCUUAGUAGAUGACUCGCUGUCGUCGUCAGUAGUGGACAUGUUUAGACAGAGGCAUUGCUUUUCUCUCUCAUGCUGUAAAUGUGAACCACUGACCGUCUCAUGCCUCCCUCGCCAAUACCCCUGCUUUGUUGGAUUCAGGUGCUAAUUGCAGGACAGGAUGUUGCUCCUCUUUUCCCGAACAGAGAUGUUUGGGUCCAGUAGUUCCUCAGGAUGACGUCAUAUCUGUGCCAAUGGAGACUAACAUUUUAGCCACAGUGUCAAAUCAGGUUGUCCCUUUGUUGUUGCUGCUUUUAUUGGGUUUUAGCCAAUCAGAAUCAAGUUUUUAAAAUGCCAGGUAAUAUCUAAAACUUCCACUUUACCUGCAGAUAGGCGUAAGUCUUUGAGCAUCCUGACUGCAGAUGUGGUUCAUGAAGUUGAAAAAGCUGCAGGAUUCUCCUUAAAAAUAGCAUCAUAGGGUCUAAGUCAGAGGAUGUGACAGCUGUAGUGGAGUGUUGGGUCAAAUGGAGGCUGUACAGGAGGAGAAAUGUGUCAUGAGAGUCGCUGCAGAGGUCAGAGGAUCAGCGCUGAUUGUUCAUGAUUAAUCUAAUUAAUACGAGACUGUGGAGUCUGAGUGUGUUGUAAAAGCGACAGCGGUGCCUGCUCUUUGUUUUUUUUCCCUCGUGGGAGUGUCUAGGACAGGCUCUGUUCCUGUGGUCCACACACACAUACGAGCACACACAAACACACACGUUUGGGGAAAACAAGGCUGACUUUGGUUGUGACUCUGCACAGCCGGCUGCUCUGUGUCGUCCCUCCUGCGAGUUGUCUCCUGAUGAUUUUUUAGACGUUUGGUUUCUGCUCUUCUGUGAGUGUUUGAGAGAGAAUAAGGUCACUGAGAAUAGAGCGAGUCUCCUCUGAGACAGACGUGAGGAUUUCUGUCUGAGUCUGUCUGCUGCAGAAACACACGUCUAUAGGUGAUUAAAAAAAACACUCCUGCAGGUAGUUUAUCAAAGAAUUUAUCUUCGGUAGUGAUCUAGAUUCACAGAUUGCACAUAAAAACGCAGAAUCUGCUCUCUGUGUCUGAAUUGAAGCAUGGGGAGUUUCUGGUCUCUGUUUGUGGCUCUGACCAUUCAGGGAUCAGCUUUGGUGUCUGUAUUUGUGCAAAAUUAGGAGGAACCCAAUUAGCUAUAAUGACAUCCCAGCUCUCAUCAGCGGUAAUCUGAGGACAAUUCAUUAAACUGAUAUCUGCUAUAGAUCAAAAACCGAGACACAGAUCGGCUCCAUGCUGAGUCAGUGUUUAGAUUUCUUGAUUUCCUGUCGAUCCGAUCUCCGUCCAACUAACAAAUGAUUUCAAAGUUGUUUCUUCUCCUCUGAAAGACAAACUUAAGAAAGCUUGACUUCACAACAACAGCCAACAUUAGCAGAGCUAACAUUAACAGAGCUAGCGCUACCAGCCUUCUGUCCUCUUUGCAGGUUUACGUCCUCGCUUUGAUGCCUGUUGCAGAUUGCUCAGGUUGAGAGUUUACAUGAAGAUUUUAGAUGACAGCCAACACUUAAUCUCUAUUUUUGAGACACUGACAAACCAUGCUGCUGUACUAUGGCAUGCCAUCUGUCAUUGGUGCUUGUUUACAUCCUUGUAAUAGAGCGUUAUAGCAGCUGGCUGUGCUGAACGGCUGCUCUUCAGGCUAGGGUUGCACGAUUUUGGCCAAAAAUAAAAUCCAGAUUUUUUUUCUCUGAAAACUUGAAUUUCGAUUUUCAAUUAUUUAUUCAGUGACAACUUCACUAAACUUCACUUUAAUAAACAGUUUUUUUCUAUCAUAUCUCAAAACGAAACCAAUGAAAACAAUGUAUGUUGUAAUGUUGUUUUGGCCGGACACGUGCAGGUGCCAUAAAAGAGUUAUGCAGUGUGUCACAUAAUCGUUUUAAAAGAUGCAGAUUGACAUCCACACGGAGAUGAAAGUGUAGUCGUUUAUAGCUUUAUGCACUCUCUUACCCCGUUUUCAAAAAGUACUGUUUACAGUCACCUGAAACACUGUUUCCAUGUAGAUGAAAUGCUGAUAUGACAAAAAACUAUAGUGUCUACUCCUGAAUUCAUUUUUGUGUGGACGGGUUGAUACUGCCUUCAGACAAACUUUGUUAUGGGGAAUGGUUUGCUCUUCAUCUGAAACUGUGAAGCCGUACCAAUUCCACACGACUGACUUGCUCUUGUACUAUUUAGCCCCAAAUUUAUCACCUUCUUUUGCAAAGGCCAUGUUUGUUUACACUGGUGUGUGUGGGAACUGGGGAGCGCUCCCACAGGAAGGGGGAGCCUACAGUGGCCUGGAGGCACGAGACAUGAUAGAGAGGAAAAUCGAUUUGACGAUUUUAAUUUUUUAACAUCUUCAUAAUUAAGUAAUCAGAUUACGAUUUGAAAUUGAUGUAAUUGUGCAGUCCUAUUCUGUAAUAGGGCUGCACAACUUGACUGGAGUGAUGCUUAACAAACAAGUAUCUGGACCUUAAAGAGAACCAACAACCAGUGCUGCUAGUUCGGCUAAUGUUAGACAUUCUAAUUUGUGUAAAACCAGUUUGGCUCAAUUUUAACGGUUUCUUUCUGACUUAUUUAAAAAAAUGUUUAAACUCACCUCCAUUUAAAACUUUGCUCUGCUGCUCUGAAUUUCACCAGAGGGUGUAAGAUGAUAAAAUCCACUUUUAUUUUUAGGGUUCGAGAAUUUUCUAAUUGGAUCAAGAUAAUUUCUUGAGUCCUGAUUUUGUUUUUGUCCUGUUUCCCCUGUGGUAAAGAAUUCAGAUUUAAGAUUGAGCUUUCUUCUUGUGUGUGUUUCUGUGUGUGUGUGUGUUGCAUAUAAAAGCGGUUAAAUGAGUGAGCAGCAGACGUUUUAUUCCUCCUCCCACCUCGGUGUUCAUGGCUGACAGGUGUGAGUGUGUGAAGAUAAAACAAGGUGACGUAGAGCUCUUUAAAGCUUCCAUGCUGUCUGUUUAAGUUAAAUUUAAAGAAAGGGAUUUUAAAAGGAGGCUUUUCUCUUUUAUUUCACUUCUCUGUCACACAGACUGACUUUAGGGCUGCAGGAGGAUUGAAGUCUAUUUACUGUCAGAGUGUCUUGUAUCUCUCUCUCAGGUAUCUGAGCUGAAAAUGAGGUUUGUAUCACCUGUUGUUUAACUUGUAAAGUGACAUAAAUUCAGAUGUUUUUAACUCUUUAUGGAGGGGAAUAUCUCUGCUGCAGUAAGAUGAUAACAAAAGGUUUCAUGGAUGGAUAUAAAACCUGGUGAGAUGCAGCUCAGAGAGGCUAAAAUAUAUGUGAUGAAAACAGCAGGAAAUCAGAUGCGUUAUGAAAAUCCUCAGCAGUUUGGAGAAAAAGUAAAGAAUCCAACCUGAGAAGAAACAGUCGUUCACUUUCUUUUGAUAUUUCUGUCUGCAGAUAAACUUAAUCUGGGAAUCACAGGACUCAUCACAUCAGCUUUUCUUUGACAAAAUUUGGUUGACUGUACACUUUCAAAUGCAGUUAACUAUUUUAAAAAAAAGAAAAUUCAGCAAAAACUAAAUCUUUUUCUUUGUUUUGGAGAGUAAUUUGGUGUUUACUUAAAAAAAUCUGCAAGCUGAAAAAUUUCUUUUUUUUUUUUAGGUCAAAAAUAAAAGUCAGAACAAAGAUUUUCAAAAUAAAAGCUAGGUAAAAGAAUAGACUUUUUAGUUUUACCUUUUACUUCAACAUUGAAUCAGAAGUUUGUUGGUUUGUUCUCAGGUCCUGAUGUCCACAUGCAGAAGUGUCCUAAAGUGAAACACCUAAUCCUGCAAAGACCUGUGGCGGUGCUCGUAGUGUGUGAAUGGGUUCAGCUAAAAAUGAUGCAUGUGUUACACAACAGCCUCUGCCAUCAGUGUGUGAAUGUUAUAUGACAGGGUAAAUGUGAGUUAUGAGGUAAAAGUACUUUCUAUCCACUCACUAUCCACCAGGGAGCUACAGGAGGAGAGAGGAGGUAGGUGUGUGUACUUGUGAGUGUCUGAAAAGCAAAGGGACAGACUAAGCAUGACCAGGGAGGCCGUAGUGAUCACAAGUUUGGUCUAGUGAGAAACAUCGCUCUGGAUCAUAAUAAAAUACAAGCCCACACAUGACGUUUUAAAGACAUGAGUCUGUAUCAUCCAGUUUGAAGUUGCGUAAAUGUGUGUGAUGCAGAUCUGAAAUCACAGGUAGUUGUUUUUAAUCAUUAUAUCAAUAUUAGUGAAAAUAAUUGUAAAAAACUGUGAUUUUUGCUUAAAUGUGUUAGUGUUCUUAGUAAUGUCUUUCACCAUCUUGUGUUUUCAUUAGCGACACUCGCUCUAUUUAUUUCAUCUCUAUUUCGAUCGCCUGCAGCUGCUCUCUUGCAGCAGCUUCUGGUUGAUAAUAUCUAUCCUCUACUUAAUGCCUGCUUGACAUAAAUGUAAUUUAUGACAAUGAAACCCCAAAGGAAGUGGACAUCACGGCGGUACUUCGUGACUCAUCACUUUGAUCAGUCUGCAUUGUGUUGGGGCUGUGGUGAACUCCAGGUACUCGAUGGCGGCAGCAUAGGUCCUGUACAUCACAGUAAACCAACUCAAACAUGAUUCUUCUGUUUCACAGCUUUGUUUUCAUUAGCAACACUUGCUCUGUUUACUUCACCUCUAUGUCGCUGCUCUCUGCCUUAACUUCUGGUUUUAACUCUGAAUUAUCCAUCACUGCACAUCACACUCAGUCGGUCUCUGUUACUUGCUGUAUUCUGGUGUGAGGAUGAAGUGUCAUCUCUUUGAGAGGGCUGUCUCAGACUCGUGCAUAUGUCUGUGUUUGCUCUCCUUCCUUCAUCCUGCAGUCAGUCAGUCAGUGAAACAGGCGGGUGUUGUGUGUGUCUGCUGUUGACUGCUGAUAGUGUUUUAUCAUCCCUGUGUUAGGCAGAAGGGAGGGAUUCUCCUGAAUGUCAGGCACACAGUGUUCACUAGCACCUGAUCUUUACAUGAAGUACAGUCAUCUUUUCAGAUCACCUGUUCUCAAAAAGCUCCAGAGAGAUGAGAUGAAGAGGAUGGGAGCGAAUGGAUGUCGGAGCACGUGGACAGUUUUAGCUCAGGAUGGGGUUUUGCUAACAGCAGCUGUGUGUUGACUUGAAAUUCUGCACCAGACGACUUCACCUUGAAUGAAACUGAUCUGCUGCCAGAAUAUAAACACACAAUUAAAGCCCUUAAUGAAUUUCUCAGAAGAUUAAGGUGUAAUUAAGCCACCUAAAUACUGAGAUGAUGAGUCUGAAGUAACAGCAGAAAACUCUGCAGCUCCUGUUUCUGAGAGCAGCUGUCUGGUCUUGAAUCCACAUGUCUGAGCUGAGGGGCUUCAAGUUUGUUUUUCAGGUUCUGGUCUAUUUCCAAAACUAUGUAGAUCAAUGGUGGCCCUGAACGUCAACUGCACAAAUAUUUAAUGAUGACAAAAACAAUGAAAACAAAAACAGUCAUCACAUGACAUUUUAGUCUACUUAAAAAAAUCAAAUAGUGUUCUAUCAAAUUUUUUUCAGAUUUUACAAAAUAAUUCUGUAAAUCAGUUUUAAUAUUCCUUUUUAACUUUUUUUUGUUUCAGUCAACAUUUUUUUCCAGCUUUGAAUUUUUCUGGGCCACAAGUUAUUUUUGCUCACUUCUUGAAACAUAUGGGUUUCAUUUAAAACUUAUGUUUACUUUUGGACCACUUUUUGUAAUAUUUUUCUAAUUCUUAAAUAUUUCUGUGUUUCAUGAAAUAUAUUUUUUGUAUUUUUUUUACUUAUUUUGCUAAUUUUUUUAAAUAAUUUUGUACAUCAGCAAACAUUUUUUGUUUGUCAUUAGUUUUUUAGCAUCAAAAGUAAAAAAAAAAAAACAAAGUAACAUAUUUUUGUGUGUAAAGAAAUUUUUGCAUUGUUACAAAGAGCUUUUGUUCCCUGAAAUAUAUUUCCUCAAUUAAAAAAAAAUAUUUGUGUGCUUCACUGAAUAUUUCAGUAUACUUUCAGAGUUUUUGAAAAUAUUUUGUGGUUCAUGAACAGUUUUUGUUUGCUCAUUUUAUAGUUAUAAUAUUAUUAAAUUAUUUUAUAGUCUUAUAGAUCUAAUAGAUAACCAUGUGGUUCAUAUUUUGCUGGACUUUAUUUACUUUUACCAUGUGAUGUUGUUACUUUUCUAAACUGUAUUCCCUCCUCCCCUGCUUUACAGCUGAGCCUGCAGAUUUGUUAGCCAGUUGCUUUGAACGAAGUCGACAUUUAACCCCAUCUUUGUCUUCUAUCUCCCGUUUGGUGUUUCCCGCUUCUCAGAUGUUUUGUGUUGUGAUUGUUGGCUCAGGGCGGCUUUGCUUGCAGUAUUUUUCCAGCUAAACACCAUUGUAUUCAUUUGCUGAAGUCAAGAGUGCCAUUUAAUGGUUAGGUUACGGUUAGAGCGCCCUCUGCUAGAUCAUCAGACAGCCUGAUGUGCUGAUUUAUUGUAUAUUUUGAAUUUCAGAAGUGCAUUACUGAUCCAGUUUUCACUUUUCCUCCCAGAAAAUGAAAGAGAAACAGUCAUUGGUCUCUUUCCCAAAGCCACCAAACUCCAUUAAGAAAAACACUAAUGUAACACAACAGAUUACUGGAGUAAAUGUCCUACCUCUAACCCUAUAAUUAAGUUUUUUUUUUGUGUUUUUGGGUGUUUUUAAAUAAAGUGUCGAAUCUAAAAUAACCAUCUAUAACACCAAAGUCACACAACAGCAUUUAACAACAGGCAGCAGUUUACCAGCAACUCCUGAGUCCUGUGAGGUAAAAUCCCUGUUUUUGUCAAUCGAGUCUGGUGUCACUCAUCUUCCUCUUAAAGUAAACACUGAGUCUUAAUGGAUCAUUUUUGUAAUAAUAUCAACACUCAGAAUAACAAUCUAAACAAGAACAUGUUGAUGCUCUUUCCCCCUGGGUCUUUAUACCUAUAGGAGCCUCAGUUUGAAUCCUAAAUCACAUUAAAAUGAGGCUCAGGUGGGGGGCUCUGCUGUGGAGAAGUGUGUGGAGGAAUAUUCAAUAUGUUUUGGACUUAUGUUUCUUGAAAGGUAUUUCCCUCCAAGGCAGAGAGUUGAGCGUUUAUAAGAGAUUUGAGUGGUCGAGCAGCCUUGUUGAACCAGUUACUGUCCUACUGUCUGACCUGUUUUUAAAUUCCUCUGUGCUGCAGACUGAGAGAGAAUGUUCUGGGUUUUAGAGCUGUGAGAAAAGUGUGUUAAGUGUUCAAGUAAAUAAACCCAGUCUGGGCUACGAUCUGAUUUCUGAAAGCCCUGAAGGAGGAAACAUAGGAAGCAUUAAUUCUGUGUGUGUUCAGGACUGUUUGCUGCUGUUUGUCGUUUGUCUCCACAUGAGGGAAGUGUUGGUCUCUCACCAGACUUAGCUGUUCAUUUGCUUCUCUCUACACUUCCUCCUGUUUCUGAGGCAUGCAGGAUGAGGGAGACAGGUGUGUAAGUGUACCUGUAAAAAUGACUAAUGUGAAACAAUGUGAACCUGCCAGAUUACACAAGUCUGACACUUGAGACUAAAACAUGGAGUGUAAAGCUGAAUUGUUGCUUUCUGUCCUUGCUGGUGCACACAAGCCUGUUUGUGUGAAAUUCUGCAGAAUCUGAUGGUUUGAAAAAAAAUUUUUUUUUCAAAAUAUGGGGGACAAGUCAGGACUGGGUUAUGACUGCAUUAUGCUUAAAACCGAGGAUGCAGCAUUUAUGAUUUCCAGUUCUCGUUGAAAGGUUAACUGGAUUUGGGAUGUUUUACCUUAGGCAAACGUCCCAAGUAAGUCCAGUGGCCUUUCCAAAAGAGUGUUAGAUUUUGAUUCAUCUGACCUCAGGACAGUUCACGGACAAGUAAUAAUAAUAAUAAUGCAUCCGAUUUCAUAUAGCGCUUUAUCAGAGACCCUCAAAGCACUUUACAUUGGAUACAUCAUUCAUUGGCUCACACAGUCACACUUUGGGGGUGGUAAACUACCUUAGUAGUCACAGCCGAUGAUACUAAGCCGAUGUGGUGACUCCACCUACAGAGUCCUCACACUCCUAAACCUGUACAUAUUGUUCAACAUUAAUGGAGCCUUCCUUUUGCUCAGAUUUCAUUUGUCUUAUGGCCUGUUGUUUACUUUUCAGAUAAAUUACAGUUUCCUUUAAAGAGAUAUUCCGGCGUUAAAUUGAGUUGGUGUCAAACACAUUGCAACACCUAGUUAGACACCCUGUCAAGAGAUUAAUGUUGCAGACUGCUUUCUUCUCUAGUUAUACCAACUUUAGUAAUAACUGCACGACAGCAAUACACAGCGGUUUAAGGAGCCGUGCACAAACCUCAAUCAAAAAGCCACACUAUAGCCACAAACAAUGCCCAGAACAACACCUAACUUCAUCAACAGUACAUAUAGGGUCCUAGCCACAGCACUAGCCACCAAACAACAGCUUUGCCUAAUUUCUUUAGCAAAGAGACUAAACACAACUCACCUACUCUAUUCCGGCAGCCACUGGUUUGUACGGAGACCUCAGGCGAGUCUUUUACCAAUUACAGCGGGGGGACGCAGCUCAAGGAAGAACAUUUAUGAUCAUUACUUUAUCAUUUCCUUGAAGUAAUAAUCAUUAUAUUAAUCAUUUUGCAAUGCAGACGCAGUAGUUCUUCUGCCUUAUCAUCUCGGCCUGAUUGCAUUUCAAUGAAGUAAUGAUCAUAAAUGUUCUUACUUGAGCUGCAAGUAUAAUCUGUAUUUUUCCUGAACUAUCUCUGAUUUAACUGGACACUCUUUAACAAUCUUUUAAAUGCAUUUUGCAGCUAAAAUUAAGUAUUUUCAUUAGUGCAGUGAGCUAAGAAAGUCAAAGCGAAACUCAUAUUUACUGUGAGGUUAAAUUAAACUAACGAGUAGAUGCAGCAGCCUUACAUCUCAUAAGCGGAGCCCUUUAGGUCCUAAUUUUUCUUCAAAUAGUUCUAUUUCCUUAAAAACGGACCCAAAAACACUCUGAUGUCCUGGCGUAUUUCCACAAGAUGACACCAAACCCAAAGUUUCCCUUGUAGUUUUCACAAGGAAGUCUUUAAAUUAUCACCAGAGAUGCUUGAGAGAAAAAUAAAAAAAGAGAAUAAGAAAAAUAAGAGCAGGUACGAUCCACCUGCUUUUGUCUGUCUCAUCUUAUCUCUGUGUAAAACCACACCCACUCUCAGCAUGAACAGCCAGAGCUCUUUUAUAAUUUCAGCCUUUAAAUGUGGAGAUGUUCGGCUCAUUCACAAAUCAUCCUGUUCAAACUUUUCCCUCUUAUGGUUUGAAACUGACCUGAGCCGUAAAAUGUUCCUUUGAAAGCUCAGACCCAGCAGAGGAGGGCGCACCUGCUCAGUUCUUCAUAUAACCGUUUUCUCACUCUUGUCCUGCCACAGUCCAGGUACCGGACUGGCUGUUCCUGUACCAAACACACUGAACAGUCCUUCAUUUGGUACCAGAGAACAUAUGGCACUCUGCACCACAGUAUUUCAGCAGUAUAUACUGCAGCCAACACAGGCUAACUCUGGCACCAUUCAUACUAUAACUGUGUCUGUGCUGCUGAUCCCUGCUGCAAGUAUGAAGUCAGUCCAAUGAUUGAUCAGCAAAUCGCUCUUUCAGAUCUUGGGAAUUUAUUCAGUGCAAACGAGUGAAAAUGAGCCUGAAUCACACAUUUAUGUUUUUCUAUUACCGUCACCUCGCUGAUUCAUGUGGUUGUGAUGUUUCUGUUUGUGUAAUUAUGAAGUAUUGAUAUAGAAAUAACAGAGCCUUCUUAUUUUUGAGUUUUCAUUUCAGGAUCAAAAAAUCCCUGCAGGUAACCGUUACUGUUCAUGCAUUACUGUUUAAGCGGUGCAUUACUGGGGGGGGCAGGUCUGUUUAUUUCACAGGCAAAUCAUCUCAGAAGUUAGUGAAUCAGUCCUGCGGAGUUUAACCCAAAAAGUUAAAUGCACCCCAAACUGUGCUGUUCCCAAAUGUUCCCAGGGACCGUUAAUUCAUGGCACCACUCGUGCAUCUCUUCACAAACACUCACCCGCCCCCUCCCUCCUGAAUAAAUAGCAUGUUGAACCAGCUACCAGAGACACCGGCUACAUUCACGGAAAAUACUUUGAAACUCUUGUCUGUCUCUAAAAUACAGAGCUGAGCAAUAUCCAAAUGACUUUUAUGUGUCAGGUGACAUGCUUUUUUUGCAAAUUCUGUCAACAUACCAUUGACUGAAAAUGCAAAAAUGUGUGUGAUGACCACUUGUCUAAAACCUACCUGAAAAAGAAAACAGAGGACUUGACUUGAAAUACUGGGCAAUGAUGUAUUAAAGGUGUAAAUUUAGGAAUAUUUGCAUUUUAUUUAUUGACAUUUUAUUUGCUGACACUAAAAGCACACACCCUAUGGUAGUAAAUAAAUGUAAAAGGUAAGAAACAGAAAAAAAAAAAAAAAAAAAAAAAACCAUAACGGAAGAAACGGAAUUUGGAAUGAAAUAAAACUGAUUUCUUAGGGCCCUAGAGUGUAACUGCCUUUGUAUCUAUGAGGUUGUCAGGGGAGCGUGACAACAAUCCCACCGCUGGAAGAUCUAAAAGUUGUGAAUGUGUACAUAGUCUGUUAAUAUUACUCAGAAAAUACUGCUAUUGUGAUGCACUUGAGUAGAGGCAGUCUGGUACCUGAAGCACAAUAUGUAUCUUCAUUUAAAUGAGCUGCUCUUGCUGGUUUCCAUUCAAAAACAGUGAAAUUUGUACCACAUAUGUCUUAAAAUAACUCCCUAAUACAGUGGUUACAAUCAAUAAACAAUAUUGGUAAAUUUCAGCCCUGUCACGAUUAGAGUGCACAGCUCAGCUCUGUGCAUCAGAGAGGAGAUGCUGACAGCUCGUUCAAGCAAACUGCACAAAGAAAGGGACCUUUUUGUAGUCAAGAGGAUGAUUAUCUUUUAACUCCACCAGGUGAUAUGUGGUUAUUCCUAAAUACACCAAAUUACACUGAUAAAACCAGGAAUUUAACCUCACAGCUGCAGGAGCAGCUGGUCUGUUGCUGCCUGGCUUGGUUUUUCUCUUAGUGAAUUUUGUGAUUGAAAUGGUUGUUUUGGACUCAACCCAGUAUUUGUACGACACAAAACUACCCCCAAAAAGUAAAUCACUCUGGCAGCGAUAUGACAUCUUAUCAUUCCUUUAAAAUAAAAAUGAUAGAUUUUGUCAGUGGAGUUUGGUGGCCUCAAAGGGAGGACUGUGACGGCUGUUUCUGGUUAAACCAAGGAUCUGUCUCUUUAUCGAAAAGGCCUGAAGGAUGAUCCUCCAGGUGUUUUACUUCUCUGUUCUCAGCCACCAGACUUCGCUGACAAAAACAGUCAUUUAACCUGUUAAACUUCAAGGGUGUAACUGCUUGUUUUGGGUGUGUUAAUUUGUGUUGAAUACUGUUGAAUUGCUCAGAAACUGCCCAGUCAAUGCCUGAAAUUUACAGGCUUACAAACAAACUUCACACACACAGCAGCUGUGUUCUGGCAUUUCUUCUGCUCUGCAAAGUGAGAAUCACUGUUUUUAUCAAUGAUGUCUAGUGUCUUCGUAUUGAGUAAUCAAACAGCUUUUUUUUCUGGUUUAAAAAGCUGAAAAGUCCAAAAUAUUAAACUCAAACCCAGAACUUAGAUAUUAUUAAUGUGGUCUAAAGAAUUAAGAUUUAUUGUUUACUAUGUAUUGAUUAUUAUUACUAUUUAUAAAUUCUACUAUUUAUUGGCCUUUGUCAGGGUUUUCUCUCAGGCGUAUUCUCACUCUCCCCUUGGUUUCACUUUUGGGUGGUUUAAUCUGUUUUCAGAGUUAUUUGUUUUGUGUGCGUUCUCUGGAAGUAAUGUGUAUUAUGUCCUUUUGUGCCAACAGAUGCAGUGACGGGAUAGAAGAUGAAAAUACACAAGAAGGACAAGCAGCAG
Xyrichtys novacula (pearly razorfish) is the source of this 25810-nucleotide messenger RNA. The record is from the annotation of a GenBank genome assembly. Lineage: Eukaryota; Metazoa; Chordata; Actinopteri; Labriformes; Labridae.